Molecule: messenger RNA, 5499 nt
Organism: Onychostoma macrolepis
Lineage: Eukaryota; Metazoa; Chordata; Actinopteri; Cypriniformes; Cyprinidae
Gene: apeh2
Product: S9 family peptidase
Exons: 26
Coding region: 84-3233 (1049 amino acids)
Biological process (GO): proteolysis
Molecular function (GO): serine-type endopeptidase activity
Source: RefSeq, a predicted model, not a curated record
UUGAAACGCUUUCUGCCCAUCUCCUUUUGUGGGUAAUCUCGCGAGAUUUUAGACCAAACACACUCAUAGCAAGUUUGGCUAAAAUGUUCAGCCAUACAAGUCAACAUACAGAGCUACACAAAACUAUUUUGCGAGGAGAGGAGCAGCCAUCUCUCCAGAGAUGUGAGGACUGCUGUUCCUUGUACCACUGUCCUUUCUGUGGGCCUGAAAUGUUCAAACCCACCAUCAAAAGCAAAUGUUUAAAACAUUUACAAGGUCACAGAAGAAGAGCGAUAAGGCACAAGGAGUUCUUCAUUUUUAAAUGUCAUUUAAAGUGCCGAACUGCUCCACACUUUCACUGCGUCAGCUGCACAUCCACUUUUAUGAGGAAAGAUGGUUUUCUAAAACACCUGGCCAUGUGCGAGAGCAAAAAACCCAAGGUAACUGUUGUGGAGUUGAAAUCAGGUGAGAGUUCACCUGCACCAGAUCUUCAUCUGACUGCAUCUGAGGCUGGCAGUACUGAUGAGAUGCCUGUCGGUGAAGGACACAAGAAUCUGAUCUCUGAAGAUGCUCAGGAAAUCAGGAGAAGAAAAGCAAACAUUGAGCAACACUUGUGCCCUAAAAGAGCUGUAAGUGAGGAGACAGUGAGCCAGGGACCCAGUGAUUCAGAGAUUGCAGACCAAAACUCCACAGUCUCAGGUGAAGGAGGGACUAUGGAGGAGCAGGUGAGAACAGAUGACCCAACUAUAUCCCCAGUGGAUGAAGGAGAUCCUUCAGUGGCAGAUCUCUCUGUAGUGGAUCAUAAUGAUACAGAGACAAAUUCUGCUGCCAAUCCUCAUCCUAUAGAGGCUGAUGUCGCCAUACAGACUUUGGUAAAUGAGAUGUUCUCUGGACACACAUCUGUUGAAAGCACCCUCCCACAAAAAUCCAGAUCCGAUGCACAAGAUCUGUGUCCAUUCUGUGGUUUAAUGCUGCACAGGAAGAAUCUGCAGGUGCAUUUAAGAAGGAAGCACCCAGAUCAAGUGUCAAACCAGGAGAAACCUGCCUUUGCUCAGGUGAAAAACCCAAAACAACAGAGACUCCCUUUGCGACAACAACAGAAGAUUGCAAUGGAGAGUGAAAUCAGAGAUCUGUUCAGACACUGUAUCAGGUUUCCAGUGCCCAUAUCUGCCUCUGUGGUCGCUGAUGAGCUGGUGGACACUGCCAAUGAAAAGCGUUGUAUCACCAUAUUGACCCGUUGGAGUCAGUGUGAUUUGGAGAGAGGGGUGAAACGGCGUUUCUCUCAGAGAUGGACUUUACUGUGUAAACACGACACAAUCGAGCAUGUGCUGCCGUCUGGAACAAGCUCACACAUAGAGAAGGAGUUGCUCAGCAGCCAUUCUCCUUCUGGGACUCUGCAAGCUGUCAUCCGGGAGGACGCAGGACAUCAGUACGUGGAGGUUUGGGGCCAAAAUGGUCUGGAGAAAAGUUUGGACCUUACAGCUCUAAAUAAACAUGGAAAAGUGUAUGAAGAUGCUCAGUUUGCAUGUCUGGCCUGGUCACCAUGUGAAAAAAAGUUGCUCUAUGUAGCUGAAAAAAAGAGGGUGGAGCCAUCAGCGCAUUCAUCAGUUGCAUCAGCCAAUGAGGAUGGUGGACUAGUGUUGCUUGAGGAACAGGAUAAGAACAUAUAUGUUGAAGACUGGGGUGAAGGUCUGGUGGGUAAGAGCUGUCCUGUCUUGUGUGUGGCUGAUCUCAACAAAGGGGCAGUUAUCGUAUAUGCUGGCAUCCCUCCUCAUAUAUCACCAGGACAGGCUCUGUGGGCACCUAAUGGGAGGGGCGUGGUGUUUGUGGGCCAAUGGAAUGAGCCGUUCAGACUGGGCCUGACAUUCUGCUCUAAUCGUAGAUCGGCUCUCUACUACCUGGAUAUGAAAGGAAACUGUGAGUGCUUGUCAGCUGAAGGUGUGUCUGUUUCAAGCCCUCAAAUGAGUCCAGACACGUGCUGGAUCGUAUACUUGCAGGGACAGGUGUUUGGACCACAUCGUCAGUGCCUGAGAAUGAUGCUGUAUGACAUGAAGAACAGAAGCACUUCGGUCUUAGUAGAUGUGGUCAGGAGAGCAGAAAAAGGUCAGUUUGCUGGUGUAUAUGAAUCAUUGCCAUCUCAAUGCUGGUCUGCAGAUAAUGAGAGAAUCUUCUUUAGCAGUGCCUGUGAAAACAAUAAGGCAGUGUUCUCAGUUGACAGAACCACAGGAAGAGUCACACAAGCGUGCGGACUGGAUGCGCUAAGACUAGAUGAUUUCGGAAGCGUGCAGCUGUUGACAAUACAAAAAGACCUGAUGAUGAUGAGCUGCUCAUCUCCAAAUCAACCUCCCUGCCUGAAAGUUGGCUUCCUCUCAUCAGUGGAUCAGGCUGAGGACAUGCACCUCUGUAAUGUGGGCGGAGCAGAUGUGUAUGAGGGAUUUGAUUGGCAGCCCAUGUUGAUCACACCCCCUUCUCAAGAGGAGAACCAUCAGUUCUCUGGACUGAAUUUUGGAGCAAUUUUGUUGAAGCCAUACAAUCUUCCAGAGAGAAGGAAAAGUCCUCUAGUGGUGAAUAUACAUGGUGGUCCUCAUGCUCAUUUUGCUGCUGACUGGAACGCCACAGCUGCUGCUUUAACCAAACUGGGAUUUGCUGUUCUGAUGGUGAACUACAGGGGCUCCACUGGUUUUGGUCAAGAUGGCAUAGAGUCUCUACUUGGAAACGUUGGCAGUCAGGACGUCAAAGAUGUUCAUAGGGCAGUGUUGUGCACUUUGCAGAAUGAGACGACCCUUGAUCCUGAUAGGGUGGCAGUGAUGGGUGGCUCUCAUGGUGGUUUUCUGGCCUGCCACCUGGUUGGUCAGUAUCCAGAUUUCUACAGAGCUUGUGCAGCAAGGAACCCUGUGAUCAACGCAGCCACGCUGCUUGGAACCAGUGAUAUUGUAGACUGGAGAUAUUCCUCUGUGGGGAUUCAGUAUGCUUUUGACCGGCUGCCCACAUCACAGUCCCUCAUUUCCAUGCUGGAGAAGUCACCCAUAAUACACGCUGCACAGAUCCGUGCUCCUGUGUUGUUGAUGUUGGGUGGGAGAGACAGGAGAGUAUCACCUCACCAGGGUCUGGAGCUCUACAGAGCACUCAAGAGCAGGAAUACACCUGUCAGGUUAUUGUGGUACAGUGAUGAGGGUCAUUCGCUGUCUAAAGUCAACACUCAGUCUGACUGCUUCCUCAACAUCGUUCUGUGGUUUAAAGAACAUUUAAACUGAUGCAACAUUUCUCAGAAACGCAUAUGAAAAUAUUUAUCAGAUGCUUUUUUUUUGUCUGCACAUAUUGUGUUUGACAUUCUUGCCAAAACUGUAGAUGUCCAUGAAUGUUGCACUGAAGCUGAAGUUAAAGGUUAUACAGGUCACUGUCCACUAGGGGACAGACCAGUCCAUGUUAAAUUAGCACUGCUAAAAUAAGGGGUCAAAUGCCAAAGGAUGAAAUCAUUAUGUUUAGAAAUCAGAGCUCAUGUACUGUGAUACUGAACUUCUCUUUUUAGAGUCAAUAUCUGAACAUUCACUCUCUUUUGUGAGAUGUUUACUCUUCGCUGUUUUUAAUGGACAGUAAUGAUCUUGCCAAUAUUUUUAGAUCAAACCUGUUUGACUUUAAAUACAAAUACAUGGUGAUCAUUUGUAGAUUUAAAUUAGUUUGAUUAUGAAAAAAGUACAUUUAGGAUGGAAAGCAGAAGAGAAGAACAAAAAGCUAUUUUCUAGUUUCUGAAAUGUAUCUAUAGAGAUCUUCAACAUUCCAUAUUUAUAAACAUGAUACGAGACAGAAAUGUGUGAUAUUUAUUUUGGCCAAUGCCUAUACACUGCUUUGGUGAAAGCUGUACCAGCUCACAUGUCUAAAAGACUCGUGUCCAUUUCACUUGCAGCCACUUAAGAAAGGUAUUUCCCUCAAAGAUUUCUUUGUUUCAUAGGUUUGGAAUAUUUUUGUCCUUUGAACACUUAAUCUCCAAAUCCUCUUUGACAGAUUCAUUUAGCUCUUGUGUUUCUAUCAUGAACUUUGUUUAUAAUGCUUUUUAUUUUAUUAUUAGGUAUUCUGGUUUGCCAUUUGUGGCAUGUAGAACACCAGCCAGUUUUAUGUUACAGUGUUUUAUGGCCAAUUAUAGCAUGUGGAUUUUCAAUAUUCUGGCUGUCUCAGGGGGCAGAUUGCUUUAUAUCCUGUUAAGAUUGCAUUGCUAAUGACCCACAGAGAAAGAAGUAGAACACAACAGGUCACCUGAGACCAUUGCCACUGUAUGUUUGUGUGUGUGUGUGUGUGUGUGUGUGUGUGUGUGUUUUAGAGAGAGAGAGGGAGAAAGAAAGAAAGCUCUGUAUUAUUCCCCCUUUGAUCAGGUUUGGUGUAGGUGUCUGGGUCUUAGGCAGGUCAAAUAUCAUUAAAAGUCUUUACUCUCUGUCUCAGUCUGCCUAGAUGCUGAACGACAUGCUCAUAAAGGAAGAUUAAAGAGCAAAGCAGAAUUUGAGAAUAAACACAAACACCCAAAAAGCAGAAAAUCAUUGCCAGGGGGUGAAAAGCAGAUGAAAAGCAGAAGCAGAUUAGAGGAAGUAGGGAGAAAAAUCUGAGUAGGUUUAAGGUCACACUGGGGUAAAAUGAGCCACAGCUUAGUUGGUGCUCUCAUGAGCUGUGAUGCGACAACUAAACGAAAACACGAAAGUUAUCUGAAUGCUGGGAGUUGGGUAAGAUCCAGUAGGCCUGGGGUACGUUGAAUCAACAGCCAUAAGUAUAACACAGCUUGAAGCAGUGAAUCUAUUUGAGUUGGCAAAGUAAUACAGCAUAAAUUAAAUCCUUCAGACAUCUUUGUUAUACUUUGGUUCAUGUUGCUUUUGGACAUUAGUCUUAUAUAAGUUUUUUUUUAAUUUUUAUCUUAAAGUAGAUCUUCAAACUGAUAAACAGCUCUGCUCUGUUUUGUUUUCACCUAUUAAUUAGAAAAAGGAAACAACACAAACUGGCUCACCUUACCACAGGCCCAAAGUAAAGGUGUGAGUAGUGGUCAGUGUCCAUCCAAAUGGGUGCCCACCCAAAAGAAAACAAAUUUAUUUUUUAGCAUAGAUUUUCACGUUUUUUUAUUGAUUUAUUGGCUGUUAGAUCAUUUAUUGGACUAUAAUAUUUGCUUGCCUCUGCAUUGUUUCAAUAGGAUGUCUGUCAUUGUCCAUCAUAUAUAAACUAAGUCAGUUCAAUGCCACCAGUGCCAAAAGACUUUUUUUCUGAAGUCUGAAAUAUUAAACAAUGAGCUAUAUAAAAGCAGUGUUGUUGUAGUAUUAUUUAUAUAUUAUUAUAGUGUUUGUUGCAUUUUUAAUUAUAUUUUAUUUUAAUGAAUGAAUAUCACUUUUAAAUUGUUUUGGUUAUAGUCGUAGGUAACAAUGACAAUGUUUAAAAGUUGUUAACACAAGUGUCAACUGAAUCCUGAAUAAAUAUUGAAAAGGAAAACCUAUGUGGUUUAUAAAUACAGCAUUUAAUAUUUAUUUCAUUUCAGUUACCGGAAACAAU